CAACAAAAAGUCUACUGUUGUUAGCUAUAGCAUUUAAAAGUACAGGUGGGUACGAAUUUAAAGUAAUAUCAGGUAACAGGUGCAACGAAUUACUCAUGUUUUGACAUUUUUUAAAUGUUACUGAAGAUAUAUUAAUCAGUUUAAUUGGUGUGCGGCUGCCCUAACUACAAACGUUAAGCUAACAUUAUGUUCUUUACAAAGUUCCCAGCUAACGUUAGCUUCUCUCCCAUUCUACGCUAAACAUCGGAAGAAGGUAAAUAAACUACAGAGGCCAAACUUCUCCAGGUCAGAUAUCUCUUGUUACCGCCCAAGUUUAUCUUGAAAAAAUGGCAGUGCCUUUCUCCAACACUCACCUGCGGGUCCCGCGAGGAUUUGGUACAAUCCUGGAAGGACUGGCCAGAGAAGUCCUACGAGACCAGCCUGAAGACAUCCCUGAAUAUGCUGCACAGUACUUCGAGGCACUUCUCAAACAAAGAGAAGAGAGUGGCAUGGACCCCGCUGAGUGGGCUGCUAAACUGGAAGAUAGAUUUUACAACAACCCUGCAUUCAAGGCUACUGGGGCUAGUCCUGAAAACGAGCCUGCAACAGAGAUCUCUAUUUCCAAAGAAGAAUCAUAUGAGUCCCAAACUGAAGAUGAAUCAAGUCAUUCAGCAGAAGCCUCAAAUCUUUCCACCACACAACCUAAUGUAUCUGAAGAGGUUGAUUUAACUGAAAGCAAAGAAGAAGAAGAAAAACAUGAUAUUAAAGGGAAACAGAUUAGUUCAGUGGAAAAGAGACUUUCAGAAGUGGAAUCAAUCAACAGGCUUCCAGCUGCAGAUGUACAGUCAAGUGAACUGAGUGGGAAAGAGAAGGAAAAACAUCUCACAAUAAAUAGACUUGAUCAAGUUGACAGGGCAGUUAACGAAAACGAUAGCAGCUAUGGUCCAGACCAAGAUGUACCUCUAUCUGAGUUAGAGUCCACUGACUUGUUAUUAUUCAGUGGGGUUUAUAAUGUAGAUGUGUGUGCUCAGGAGUUAGGAAUGGCUGGAGAUGAGGAAGGUGAUAAAAAAGAGACUGCAGUUGUUCAUAAUGAGAAUGUAGACUCACAAGGAGAGAACAAUUUUGAAGUUGAAGAACCAGUGGAGGUCUUUCUGUCAUUGGCUGAUGACGUUUGUGCUACAGAGCUUGGAGGAACAGAGAGAACAACGAAAAGAGCCACUGUUGAAAAUGAUACACUUGCCAUUGAAGAGGAAAGCUUAAAACCCCAACCUGAGGAAACUCUUGUACAAUCAUCACUAUCUAAAUUUGAAGCCCCUGAGGGCAAUCAACAAGAAGCAGAAGAACAGGCAGAAAAAACAAAGGAAGAGAAAGGAACUGAGACUGAAACUUCUGGGGAUACACAUGAAACUUUAGCUCAUAUUGAGGCUGGUGUAGAUAGUAAGGCUGUACCAAACAGGGAUUCUUUGGUUGAGAUUAGCUUUGAAGAUGUUCCAGAGGCUCAGCAGAUUACUGAGGUCAGGGAGAAACAGCCAGAGGAAAAGGGUUUAGUAGAGGUCUUAGAGACCAAGAUAUUAGAGAUGCAACAGGAGAAAGAGUCCAAGGAAGUAACUGCUGUAGCAGCAGACCAAGCUCUAUCUCGUUCAGAACACCACGAUGAACCUGAAAUGGAGGGAGUUGAAAAAGAAUUUAACUCUGAAGGGGAGGAAAUGGAAAGUCAGCAUGAGACAUCUGAUCUAAUGAAGGAGAAGGUGAACACAAAUGACUUAAAUUUAAAUGACAGUGAUGAUGAUGAGAAGGGAGAAGGUGUGAAAAACAUCAGCACAUCACAUCAGCCCACCACCGAGGCAGACAAAGAGAACCCAGAGGAUGAAGCCGAUCAUACAAAUGAAGAUAACGAGAAGAUAAGAGAAGAAGAAAUGAAGUCAAAUGACCCUGGCUUUAAAGAUGAUGAGACGACAGACACGGCUGGAGAAGACAAAGAGGACAUACAUACAGGAGGUUAUAGUGAGAUGGAGGAUGAAGACAUUGAUGAUUGUGUUGCAGAAAAUCAUUUCCAGUCAAGUACAUCAAAGGCUGCAAUGGAGGCAGAGAGUGAAACCUUAGAGGCAAGUACACAACAUCUACCAGAAGAGAAUCAGAGAACACUGGUAGAUUUACAGCCAGAGGAUGCAGUGGAAGAAAACGAGGUCACAUCAAAGGAAGCAGAGAAAGUUAUAAAAGAAGGAAAGAUUGAUUCUGAAAUACAAGAGAAGAGUGAUGUAAUGUGUGAAGAGGAGAGCAUCAGCCUCACUCGUAGUGCAAAUGGGACAGCUGCUGACCAACAAGGAGAAGAAAGGCCACUUGGGUUUGAAAAAGCCACCACAGAGCCUGAAGGCAGUAGUGACAAGGAGGAGUGCAGCCGACCUCAGGAGGAGGAGGACAUCAUGGACAUCCCCCUGGAUGACCCUGAGGCCAACAGGGCUGCUGCCAAGAUCCAGGCCGGCUUCCGUGGUCACAUGACCCGUAAGAAGAUGAAGCCGGAGGACAAAGCAGAAGGGGAGGAGAGACAGGAGGAUCGGGGGCAGUAGAGAGAGACGACACAUCCGUGCCAGAGCAGUGAUACCCCUGUCCUGACCUGGAUGAAGAGAAGGAAGUGGAGCAAGGUAGCGAGAGAUGGCUGGCAUAAGCCGACUGGGCUGGCUUUCGGACACACCUUUCUACCCCAGGAGUCAUUUUCUUUUUCAACACAAAUUAGCAGUAAAAAAAAAAGAACAGUUUUGAGGGUGUGUUAUGUGAAUUUUGUGAACUUUAACACUCCUUCUCUGCUUCUCCAGCAGUCUCAUCAGUACUGAUGUCUUUGACCCAGAAUUUGCAACUCACUGCAUGUACUUGUGAAACUUCUGGUAGUGUGCUAGUUUUUAGAUGAUGAUCUGUGAAUGUGAAAAUGAAUGUCCUCUAAAUGCUAAACAGGGUUUAUUUGGAUGGAUCAGUUCAUACCAUCUGUCUAUAAACCUUUUAUGCAUCAGCACUAGACUUGGCGUAACUAGUGGCUUAAAUCAUUUCUUAUUUUGCAUUGUUUUCUGAUGUGCUUGUAUUUUGACUAUGAUUUACCUAUCUGACUUGCUCACAAAAAUGAUUAAAAAAUCAAAAAUAUCAAAAGAAAAGUAGCUAUGUAUAUUCUAUUUAUUCUACGUUACAACAUUCAGAUUGCAAUUGCCUUGAUUAUCUUUUUGAACACAAGUAAGUUCUCUUCUCACCUGUUCAAACAUUUUCUAUAAAUCUGAUCUUCCAGAACAGUAAGCAUGCAGUAAUUACACUUUUUGUCCAGAUGCAUUUGCUACAGCUUUACCUUAUGAGACACUGGUUCAAUAUGCUUGUUGACUUGACUUGUUUGACUCAUGUUAAAUCACGUGUAAAUUUCCA
Messenger RNA from Xiphias gladius (swordfish), 3381 nucleotides. It is a transcript of the gene spa17, whose product is annotated as sperm autoantigenic protein 17. NCBI's taxonomy places the organism in Eukaryota, Metazoa, Chordata, Actinopteri, Istiophoriformes, Xiphiidae. Gene Ontology annotation, molecular function: calmodulin binding. The record is from RefSeq and is a predicted model, not a curated record. The transcript is spliced from 6 exons. The coding region runs from base 327 to 2546 and encodes 739 amino acids.